AUGACUGCUAUGCCUGGAGGAGAUGUGAGUAUAACAGGAAACAAAAUUACAUAUCAGUUGCCGCAUAUUUGCAUUGAUGAAACACGACCGCCUUAUAUACGAACGCUUCCCCCUUUUAAAGUGCAAAGUGGUCAAAGCGUUACGCUCAAAUGCCCUUACUAUGGUUACCCUGUGAGAGAAAUCACGUGGGAGUAUAAAGGCAAAGAGAUAACAUCAGACACAUCACAAAUAAAUCGAUUCAAACGAUUCACUAGCAAGGAUUUGAGUAUAGAAAUAUUUGGGCGCAAACCCAAAUUAAGACUUAAAAGAGAUGCAACUGUUACUAAUGGUGUGUUAAAUAUAUCUAAAGUAUCUAAAAGUGAUAAUGGAGCAUCAUACGCUUGUAUAGUUAAAAGUCCUUCAGGUGAAAUGGCGAAAAGGACAUUCGAGUUACAUGUUGUAGAACCACCGCAAUUAGAAGAAAUAUUGCUAGCACAAGAUUUGCAAGAAGGUCAAAUAGUACAAAUACAUUGUAAUUUGAAAAGCGGUGAUUCUCCGGUGUAUUAUUCGUGGCUGAAAGAUGGAAAGAAAAUCCCGAAUCAUUUGAAAAUUAUCGAAAGAAGCAUGGAAGUGUUCAGUGUUCUGAUAAUAAAGAAUGUAUCAUUGGACCAUUGUGGUACUUAUACUUGCGUUGCCGCCAACCAUGUCGCAAAGUGGAAUGAAGAACCUCAAAAUACAUCAUUGCUGUUAGGAAGAAGUGGACAUAUAUCAUGCAGUGCCAAUGGGUAUCCUCAACCGCAAACGCAUUGGCUAAAAAGAGAUGUUGUGUCCGAGGCUUGGCGACCAGUACUUGAAGUGGCUGGAGGUGGAGUACUAAGCCUAUCGAAUGGAUCCUUAAUAUUUGAUACUGUUGCACUCUCUGACGCUGGUCUGUACACGUGUCACGUUGAAAACGGAGUGGGUGAAGCACUUAGCAAGACUAUUUGGAUAUCCGUUAAUAAGCCUGUCACUUUUGAUGUAUUAUCAAGAAAUAUAACAGCAAAACUUGGUCAACAUGUUACAAUAGAAUGUCAUGCUAAAGGCGAUGAUCCAAUAAGAAUAAUGUGGACUAGAAACAUGACGCCAAUCAAUCCUUUAAUGCAGAGGGUGAAAAUUUCUGAGGCAAAAACAGAUGAGGGUCUAACGAGUACCUUGGAGUUGCUUCAGACGGAGACGAGCGAUGGAGCUUUAUACCAGUGCAGAGCUGGAAAUCCCUUCGGUGCUCAAGUAUUUAGUGUCUACCUCACGAUAUUAGAACCACCGACUCCACCAACGGACCUCUCAGUAGAUUCAAUAAGGAGUCGAUCCGUGCGAUUAUCAUGGCGCGAUUCGACUAGGUCGCUAGCCCAGUAUUACAGUGUCCAAAUAACCACCAGCCAGAGACUAGCUUGGAACGUGGCCAAGACGAUCAACGUCACCAGGUUAGAGAUUUAUAUUAAGUUCAGAGCUCGAUUUAGUAGCAACGUAAGUUCAUUUACUCACUUUGAAUCUCCCUCUUCUCCACCCCUGGGGGUACAAUUGGAACAGACUGAUUCUCCAGGAGAGCUCAGAGUGAAAUGGCUUCCACCCCCUGCUGAUACCCACAAUGGCCUCAUUAUAGGAUAUCGACUAAGAGCUGUCCCUCAACUGAACGGGAUUAAAGAAACAGAAGAGGUUAGCGACAAGACAAUAAAAACUUCUUCUCUAUAUUCAAAGCAAGAAACUGUUAUCACUGGACUGUUGAAAGGCGUAAGGUACGCUGUUUCUAUAGCAGCAUUCAACAGUGCCGGCAUGGGACCAUUCUCGAUUCCUCUAUUUCAAGAUACUAGAGAAGGAGCACCCGAAGAGGGUCCUUCGGCUGUUGAAUGCAAUGGAGUGACGUCAACAGCACUACGAGUCAGUUGGCAGCCCAUUCCGCCGCACAAGCAGGCGGGUGCGCUUAUAGGAUAUACUGUAUUAUACGCCCCUCAGGGUCGUAAUUGGUUGAACGCGACCUCUCUGGUGACGGAGCUACGGUUGCAAAGCUUGCUGAAGUUCACAAAUUACACCAUCAAAGUAGCGGGCUUCUCUAACUACGGCCUCGGUCCAUUCACUUACCCUAUUGUGUGCGCCACCUUGCAAGACGUUGGUAGUAUUGUAAAAUUUAACAGCAACGACGGCCCACAAACAAUUCGGAUCGAUGCCCAACAAACCGCAGAAGCUUACGAAAAGACCCUGAGUGUAGAAAUCAAGAGUUUAAGUGAAGGCCGGCAGUACGACGUGUGGGUAACCGCUAGUACGAUAGUUGGGGAAGGACCUGAGAGUAGAAGGGUUACUAACGCACCAUCGCAAAGAGUGGCAGGAGUGGCAUCAUUAGGAGGAGAGGUUACAGUAGCUGUGAGAAACUCUCUACUGUUAGAAUGUAAGAGCGUUGGUUCUCCACCACCGAGAACUGUGUGGUAUCACAAUCAAAACAUCAUUACGCAUCAUCCACGUUUCACUAGGAAUCGAGAUGAUAGUUUACUAAUAAAAAGUAUUGACCAAUCACUAAGUGGUAAUUACACCUGCUUAGCGAAAAAUUUAUACGGAUCAGAUUCUGUAAUAUAUGGAGUAAAAGUACUACCGUUACCUGACCCACCUUCUCUAAGAGCUACUCCUUACAAGGACCAUAUAGUGGUGGAGUGGGAUGAGAUAAGGACUUACAGCAACAAUACUACUAAUUAUGCGAUAAGUUAUAACUUAACAUGGCGAGAAGCUGAUGGCCCUUGGCAGGAAGCUUGGCCCGCAGCAAGAGAAACACGGCUUCCUGGGAUACAACAAUAUACAUUAGCUGGACUCAAAUGUGGAACGAAAUAUUCCUUAAGGGUAACUGCUACAGAUAACAUUGGAACAUCUGCUCCUGCAUAUACUGAUAUAGUUACUUUGGGAGGAGAAAUGUCAUUAGUGUCUUUACUAAAAUCUAACAUUAGGAAGAUUUUAUUAGAUAAUUCUGAUGGAAAAAUUACCCCUAUGGAUUUAAACCUCGGCUGGAGCUACAUCGAAGGCCACUAUCAAGCGCCGCCUUUACGAUCUUUACCGACAUCGUACGCGGUCGGCUUACUCGCUCCAGCCAGCUGGUAUCAGCUAAGAGUGACUGCAACAAAUGAUGCUGGCGUAGCUUCUACUGUUUAUACUUACGCGACAAAAACUUUGGAUGGUGGUGAGUAG
Diatraea saccharalis (sugarcane borer) is the source of this 3183-nucleotide messenger RNA. The record is from the annotation of a GenBank genome assembly. NCBI's taxonomy places the organism in Eukaryota, Metazoa, Arthropoda, Insecta, Lepidoptera, Crambidae.